Messenger RNA from Myxocyprinus asiaticus (Chinese sucker), 3332 nucleotides. Its product is annotated as ETS-related transcription factor Elf-2-like. Gene Ontology annotation, molecular function: sequence-specific DNA binding; DNA-binding transcription factor activity, RNA polymerase II-specific. Gene Ontology annotation, biological process: regulation of transcription by RNA polymerase II; cell differentiation. The record is from RefSeq and is a predicted model, not a curated record. The coding region runs from base 211 to 1467 and encodes 418 amino acids. The transcript is spliced from 7 exons. Gene Ontology annotation, cellular component: nucleus. Lineage: Eukaryota; Metazoa; Chordata; Actinopteri; Cypriniformes; Catostomidae.
CUUGUUUGACAAUCAGGAAGUGAUUGCCUGCCAUGGAUCCGUUGCCCUCACAUAAGUUCUUGUAAUUUUGUUUAAGCGAUUGGGUUAUUUUCUGUUUGUAGAGUAACGUAUGCUACUGUAGUUGUGUUUAAUUUUGUUCGUUUAGUGUGUUUUCGAGUUAUGAUUUGUUCUAGAGGAUCGAUUGAAGCUAGUGGCUGACAGAAACCAGGAAUGGAGUUCUCAGUACAUGAUAAAACUAUUGAAGCAGCUGAAGUUCUGCUGCACAUGGAUUCACCUGCCAGCUUGCAGGGGGAUCGCAGUACAGAGGAGCUUUUAUCUGAGAUGGAGGUGGAAGUGAGAUCUGAGGACAUGGGGCCCGUUGACAAGGACAUUGUUGUACUGCAGGAGACGGAAUUACUGAAAAAGAAGAAGAGAGCAGGACGGAAACCCAGAACUCCACGAAAUUGCUCUGAUGGUUCACUGGAUCUGGUCUAUAGGAGGAAAGCGAAAGAGAGCAAGGGCUCGACAACCUACCUAUGGGAGUUCCUUCUGGAUCUCCUGCAGGAUAAGGAAACCUGUCCAAAGUACAUUAAGUGGACUCAGAAAGAGAAGGGUAUAUUCAAGCUUGUAGACUCCAAAGCAGUGUCUAAGUUAUGGGGAAGACAUAAGAAUAAACCUGACAUGAACUAUGAGACUAUGGGGAGAGCACUCAGGUAUUACUACCAGCGGGGCAUUUUAGCAAAAGUGGAAGGCCAAAGACUUGUGUACCAGUUUAAGGAGAUGCCCAAAGACAUUAUUUUCAUAGAUGAUGACGAUAUCGAUGACAGCAUCGAUGAGGGAAAGGGAUUAACCCCAGCUGCAACCAAUCGCAGCAGUCCAAAAGGGAAAGGGGCGGCGGUCUCUACCUCUACUGCGGUACCUAAAAUCAUCAAUCUAAACUCAGGACAAGAUGCCUUUGUGACCGUGCAACAGUCGUCAGCCAACACAUCGACAGCCCCUGGGACUGUAAGGCUUGCCAUGCAGGUCCCCUUUCUCAUGACAACACCACAGGGUCAAAAAAUCUCCACAGUAACUGUCAACUCACCCACCACCUCAGUCACCGGGGGUAACAGCACUGGCAAAAUGCUGCUCCAGGCCAUUCCAUCGCUGGUGCCAGCUCAGGGGCAAAGCGGCGAAAGAAUCACCUUGCAGCUCAUCACCCUUCCUACUGUCCCUGGCAAAGCUGGCACGCCCUUCACUCUGAGCACUCUCUCUCCCUUCACUGUGCCAGCCAGCAAUGGCCAAGUUCUAAAGCUUGCUCUACCGUCCAGUUUCACCGCAGCCACAACUCCAGUGACUGUGGUGUCAAACACUCAGCCUGCGAUGUCGUUACAGGAUGUAACUAUUAUAAAGGUAGAAUCUCCUGAAGUUUCUGUGUCUAAGACAGUUGACAGUUCUGCCGAGAGCACGGAAAGCACACAGACGAACCCCACAAUAACACAGAGCUGAGUAAACAUCAAAUGCACACACAGGAACCAACAUAUGCAUUUGUGAUGUGCAGACUGACAGUUCUUGAAUAGUAGCUGUAUGUAAAAUGGAUUAAACCAGCACUACAGCUUAGACUCUCUGUCACAUCCCAACACUAUAACCAUCAUGCAUAGCCUCUAGCCUGGAUUAGACAUUGGAAGGCCUUUUUUUCUUUUAUUUCUUCUUCUGUUAAUCUAUUCAAAUCUCGCUUUGUUAUAGCAGACCAUCAAUGCUGUGAUGCUGCAGCAAUGAACUUCACUUGGUGCUAAAGACGAGAGAAAGUAACAAGGGUGAAAAGAGGCUGCUGAGAUGCUCUAUUUCACCUGCUCAUCUGGAGGAUAAAAUAAUCUGUGUAUAAACAUACCAUUGUGGUAGUCAAUAAAGUAAAACAAGCAGCCUUGGGUCAUCUUUUUUCUCAUUGCGAAAAGGAUUUGAUUGUGCAUUGUGUGUAAAUAUGAGAAUUGUAUUUGAUAUUUUUUACCUGGAAGUGUUUUUUUACAGUUCAAUGGAAACUGUUUUCCGAAGGACAUUCAAAUCUUGUUUUUUUCUUGUUGUCAUUUGUUUCUACACCAUUUUUAAAUCAUUUUCUCUUUCUGUGCAUUUACCACUGUUCUCUGUAAUGCAUCCACUGCUUUGUACUUUGCAGAUUCUUUUGUUUUUCUGUAUGUGUACAAAAAGGGAAAGAAAAAUGUCAAAAAAAAAAAAAACAGUAUAUUGAAUAUUCAAUAUAUGAAUCAUAUAUUUUGUUGUAUUCUCAACCUAAAAUGUAUCCAAGUAGAUUCAAAAAUAGAGAUAAGAAUUAUGUAAACAACUGGUUUUAAUGAGCUUUUGUUUUUGUUUUAUAUUUGUGUGUGCUUGUUCAUUGGUCCUCAUGAAUCUUUUUAAAGGUUAAGUUGCAUUUAAGGGAAUAGAUUAUCCAAAAAUUAUAAUUCUUUCAUCAUUAUCCCAUCCUUAUGCUGUCUCAAACUCAUAUGACUUAUUUUCUUUUUCCCAUGGAACACAAAGAUGUUUUGAUGGAGAAAUAAUGUGAAUAUACCCAGACAAUGCAAGUCAAUGGGGUCCAACACUUCCAAGCUCCUAAAAGCAGCAUAAAGGUGGACUCGAGUGGUUUAAUCCAUGUCUUCUGAAGAGAGACGAUCGAUUUUGGGUGAGAGCAGACAAAAUGUAACUCCUUUUUCACUAAAUCUUGCCAUCUGCAGUCUCUUAGGAGUGACUAUUUCACACUUGACUUUCUCACAAUUGAUGCAUGCUCAGACCGCAUGUACAUGUGCAUAAAUAACAUCACAUCUCCAUCAAAAUAUCUUCAUUUGAAUUCUGCAGAAAGAAAGUCAUACGAGUUUGAGACGGCAUUAGUGUGAGUAAAUAAAGAGAGAAUUAUAAUUUUUGAGUGAACUAUUCCUUUAAUUCCAGAUGAUCAGAGUUUGGACUGUUAAUGGUGUGUCCAUAAAUACUUUUAGUUUGACCUUUGGUAAUAAAGUAACUUCAGUCUGAUAUCUGUUAUUUAAGAGUUUGAAACUAAUUGUAACCAAAGAAAUCAGUUAGUACAUCUCCGAACACAAAUUGACCCUAGAUAAUACAGUCUAAUGUUGGAUGUUCUAGUAAGGGACCUUAGUAAUUGUUACAUAUAUACAAGGAUUGCUGGAGAGCUCUAUUAGAAAGUACAGUAACUUUGAACAAAGCCUUGCUCCGUAGUUCUGCAAUCUAAUUGGCUCAGGGAUUGAGACCAGAAUAGAUUGGAUUCAUAGGAUCAGGAUAUUUGCAUCCACAUCAUAAAAGUUUUCAUCAAUUCAUUUAUUCUUUUAUGAAGAAUGUCUCAAAUAAAGAAAUGUUUUUGAGUUGUAUACAAA